AUGGCUCUGGCUCGCUGCAGGGCGGCGCUGGCCCGGCUAGUGCUGCUGCCGCUCGCCCUGGCCCCGCUGCGGGCCGGCCCGGGGAGCGCGCAUCCUCAGUGCCUGGACUUCAAGCCCCCAUUCCGGCCGCCGCACCCGCUGCUCUUCUGCGAGCAGUACUCGGCCUUCGGCUGCUGCGAUGCUGAGCAGGACGCCGAGCUGAGCCGCCGUUACUGGGCCGUGACUCGCCGCCUGGAGCCCGACACCUUUGCAGUCUGCGCCGCCUACGUGCGCGACCUGUUGUGCCAGGAAUGUUCUCCAUAUGCUGCACACCUGUUUGAUGCAGAGGACCCAUCCACACCCGUCCGGACAGUGCCUGGGCUCUGUAAGGACUACUGUAUAGAUGUAUGGCACAAAUGCAGGACCAUAUUCCGUCAUCUCUCCCCGGACCCAGAGUUAUGGGCCCUGGAGACUAAUCGGGCCAAGUUUUGCCGCUACUUAUCACUUGAUGAUGCCGACUACUGUUUCCCUCGGCUAUUGGUCAACGAGAAUCUGAAUGUGAACCUGGGUCAGGUGAGGGCUGACACAGAAGGCUGCCUGGAGCUCUGCCUGGUGGAGGUGGCCAACAGGCUUCGGAACCCCGUGGCCAUGGUGCAUGCCAAUGAUGGCACCCACCGAUUCUUUGUGGCUGAGCAGGUGGGGCUGGUUUGGACUUACCUCCCUAACCGUUCAAGGUUGGAGAAGCCAUUUCUGAAUGUCAGCGAGGCUGUGCUCACCUCUCCCUGGGAAGGUGAUGAGAGGGGCUUUCUUGGCAUUGUCUUCCACCCCCAGUUUAAAUAUAUGGGGAAAGUCUAUGUGUACUACUCUGUGGAGGUCAGUUACGAGGAGAGGAUCCGCAUCAGUGAGUUCAAGAUUUCCCCUGAUGACAUGAAUACUGUGGACCACAGAUCUGAAAGGAUAAUUUUGGAAAUUGAAGAACCAGCAUCUAACCACAAUGGUGGACAACUGCUCUUUGGAGAUGAUGGGUAUCUUUACAUCUUCACUGGGGACGGAGGAAUGGCAGGAGAUCCAUUUGGGAAGUUUGGAAACUCUCAAAACAAGUCAGCCUUACUUGGCAAGGUAUUGCGGAUUGAUGUGAAUCACAAUGACCGAGGGCCUCUGUAUAGAAUCCCUCCUGAUAAUCCUUUUGUUGGUGACCCAUCGGCCCGACCAGAAGUCUAUGCCUAUGGUGUACGGAACAUGUGGCGCUGCUCCUUUGACCGAGGCGACCCCAUCACCAAAGAAGGGCAGGGGAGGCUCUUCUGUGGAGAUGUUGGCCAGAACAAAUUUGAAGAGGUUGACAUCGUAGAGAAGGGGAAGAACUAUGGAUGGAGGGCCAGGGAAGGCUUUGAGUGCUAUGACAAAAAACUAUGUGCCAAUUCUUCACUAGAUGAUGUUCUUCCAAUCUACGCGUAUCCACACAAGAUGGGAAAGUCAGUCACAGGAGGCUACAUCUACCGGGGCUGCCAGUCCCCCAAUUUGAAUGGGCUGUACAUAUUUGGGGAUUUUAUGAGUGGGCGCUUGAUGUCACUCAGGGAGAACCAGGCCACCAGACAGUGGCAGUACAGUGAGAUCUGCAUGGGGCGUGGGCAGACAUGCAUGUUUCCAGGCAUGAUCAACAACUAUUAUCAGUACAUCAUUUCCUUUGCUGAAGAUGAGGCAGGGGAACUUUACUUCAUGUCUACUGGAGUGCCAAGCGCCACUUCGGCAAGUGGAGUCAUUUACAAAAUGGUUGACCCUUCCAGGAGGGCUCCUCCAGGAAAGUGUCAGAUCAAAGCCGCCCCCGUGAAAGUGAAGAGCCGAAUCAUCAGCUUUGAACCUAAGGAGAAGUUCAUCUCCCAAACCGUGACUGCUCGGCCUAAACCACGAACCACCACCAAGGCCCCACGACGGAGCAGCUCCACCGCAAGGCCCACACCUUCCACCCCAGACUGGGCCGAGCAGAUUUUGCAACUUCUCCGAAGCCGCUCAGUGACCCCCACAACACCUAUUUUGAGUCCAACUCGGAGGCCUUCUGGGAGGAGAAGUGGGAGGAGGAAAGGAAGGCCAACUACAGCCCCCACACCUCCCCGGAAUGGCACUGUUCGAUUGCUCAACCACCAAUCCCCAGGUCGGGACCGGGGCCGAGUGGAAAUCUAUGUGGGCAGACGGUGGGGCACUGUCUGUGAUGACAUUUGGGACUCCAAGGCUGCAGCUGUAGUCUGCCGCCAGGUAGGCUUCCCCUAUGCGGUCAAGGCAACCAAGAGGGCAGAAUUUGGCGAGGGACACUCCCUGCCCAUCCUCCUGGAUGAUGUUCGCUGCACAGGGCAGGAGAGAAACCUUCUAGAGUGUUCACAUGCUGGGGUUGGCAAACACAACUGUGACCACAAGGAGGAUGCAGGAGUGAUAUGCAGCCAUCAAGACCCUGACCUAUAGACUUAUGUGGGUGGCUCUGGAGCAUGAUGCUAAGGGCAUGAUAGGGGCAGGAAGAGACGGGUUCUGGGGAGCCCAUCUCUCUCCCCCACCAAGUGGCCUUGUGGGCUCCAUUUUGCACUGUGCAUGUGUACGAUGUAUAUGUGUGCACACAUGGGCACAUGUGUGUAUUCGAUAUCUUCCUUCCUUCCCUCCUUCCUCCCUCC
Molecule: messenger RNA, 2636 nt
Organism: Vombatus ursinus (common wombat)
Lineage: Eukaryota; Metazoa; Chordata; Mammalia; Diprotodontia; Vombatidae
Gene: HHIPL1
Product: HHIP like 1
Exons: 9
Coding region: 1-2433 (810 amino acids)
Cellular component (GO): membrane
Source: RefSeq, a predicted model, not a curated record